AUGGGCAGGCUAUCUCAGGACCAGCAGGCUUCAUUCGGGGAAAGCCACGGGCCUCCGCCGCCGUACGCGCCAGCAACUACAGCUCCACAGCACGCGCCACCCCAUCAACAACAACAUUAUCAAAAGCAACAGCCACCACAACAGAUCAACCGCCAGUUCCCGCCCGCCUUCAACCUCUACAACUCAUCCGCCUUCAGCGGCCGCCACUACACCAUCGGCGAGCACCAGGCCACGCCGCUAUACACCGUGUCGCUGCACUCGGGCUUCAGCGGGCAGCCGGACGUGGUGCUGCACGCGGGACCAAGCAAGGACGCGCCCAUGCUCGCGGCUGUCGACGGGAAGGCCUUCAGUCGCGGAGGUACCAUCACGCUGCCGCCGCUGCCGGGGAGAGGGGCCGGCAACGGUGUAGAGGAAGCUCUCACUUCUUCGGGGGGCUGGCCGACUACGAAGCUAGGUUUCACGGUCGAGACGGGGACGGGUCCAGGCGCGGAGAGGCGGGAGGCGUUCGAGUGGCGGCAUAGCCACGCGGACGAGAUCGGGCAUCUGGGUGGACGCAGCAGGGGGUGGAAGCUCGUGCGCCUCGCGAGCGACGCGCCGGCCGGCAUGCAUGUGGGUGGUAGCAGCUUCGUGGGCGGCGGGCCGCAGUCCAGCGACGGGAAGGAGGUCGUGGCCGUGUGGGCGUCGGGCUCCAUGAGCCUGACCAAGGCGAUGCACUUCGCGUUCCUCGGGUCUGGCGCCGGCGGUGUGCUCGGCGAGCGCUGGGCCGUCAUUGCUGUCGUGUCGGCGCUGCACAUCUGGAACCUCGAGCGCAAGCAGAGAAACAGCGGCGCGGCGGGCGGGGCGGCCGGGGGUGCUGCUGGUGCUGCUGGUGCUGCUGCUUUCUAG
Anthostomella pinea is the source of this 885-nucleotide messenger RNA. NCBI's taxonomy places the organism in Eukaryota, Fungi, Ascomycota, Sordariomycetes, Xylariales, Xylariaceae. The record is from the annotation of a GenBank genome assembly.